AUGAUGGAGGAAACAAUCACUAUAGAUCAUAUUGACGGAGAUUUUGAAGGCAUCAUAAGAGCUCCUACCAGUAUCACUAUCCCUGACGAAGGUGGUUAUUGGGAAGGUACCGAAAAGAGCCAGAAUGCGGGUUUACUGAGAGCAUCCACGCGGCGCCAAAGCAUUAUCGAAGUGGAAGCCGCCCACGGUCGUCCCUUCAGAGCCAUGCAUGAGCGAUUUCCAGAUGUGUCGUCGCACGAACUGGUCCGGUUCUUAAAGGCACGAAACUUUGAUGCAACCAAGGCCAUCAAAAUGUACGAGGCUCACUUGAAAUGGCAUAAAGAAACCUUUCCAGUUCCCAACGAAGGCGCCGUCAAAGAGCUCAUGGCGACACGCAAAUUCUACAUGUUGGACCAUCCGGACGAGGAAGGAAGACCCGUCAUUUUUUACUGCCUCCGUCGCUUCAGUGCCGCACCGUACAAUGUCGACAAUGAAGUGCAAGCACUCGUCUGGAUGAUGGAACAUCAGGUCAAACCUCGAUUUGGACCCUCCUUUGAAACACAAAAGGUCACGGUGCUCAUUGAUGUUUCGGGGAUUCGAUCUCCACCCGUCAACUUUCUACAAAAGGUCAAUACCGUCAUGGAAGCCAACUAUCCGGAAACGCUGUAUCGCACCAUCAUGUUCCCCGUCCCAUUCUGGUUGCAAAAAUUUGUACAGGGAAUGUUGACAUUUGUGGACGACAAUACGCGAAAAAAGUUUGCCUACGUCAAUGAUGGAAAGUCCAUGGAACAGUUUGCCCACCUGGAGCUCGAAAAGAUGGGACCCGAUAUUGAAGAGUUGAUUGAGACAAAGCAACUCAAAAAGUAG
Seminavis robusta is the source of this 846-nucleotide messenger RNA. The record is from the annotation of a GenBank genome assembly. NCBI's taxonomy places the organism in Eukaryota, Bacillariophyta, Bacillariophyceae, Naviculales, Naviculaceae.